AUGAACCGAUCUACCAACUCUACUGUCUCCGGCUCUCCGUCUGUCGUGCCAUUUGACAUGUCAAUCCUACAAAUUGUCAUGUUCCUCAACUCCAAAGUCCUACUCCUUCAAAUCAUCUUCGGAUGCGGGGGCAACAUUCUGAACCUGGUUGUCCUACUGAGCAGAGCUAUGAGGAGUAGGACGAACCUCAUCUUCGCAGCUAUGGCAUUUGCAGACUUGUUCUUUCUGAUUCUUCAUAUUCCAUCUGUUCUCUUCUUCAUCGGAACCAUUCGAGAUGCUCCAUGGUACCGAAACGGGUUCUCUCAAGUGAUCGCAGGAAUAUUAAAUUGGUUCUCAGCUAGUUCGAUUUGGUUCAUGAUGUAUGCUACGAUUGAGAGAGUUCAGGUGUUCAGAAGUCCAUUCAGAACAUCCAAGAGAUCCGCAUCCACCCGCUUUUUCCUGACCCUUUUCUCGAUUGCUUUCUUCUGUCUCCUCCUCACAAUCGUACAUUUCAUCAACCCAAAAACACGUGCGGCCAGCAAGUAUGCCCGUUAUGUUGUGUACAUCCAUAUGAUCUUUGUGGUCAUCAUCCCAAUGUUUCUAUCAACGUCUCUCAAUAUUUUGCUGGUUUGUGCUCUUCGAAGAAACUCAAUGCCAUUAAGGAUGUUGAAUGAUUCGCAUGUUCAUAAGAGUUUGAUUGUGCAGAGGACAAGGACAGAGAGAAAGGUCACCGCAAUGGUUACCGUAAUCCUGAGCUCCUUCAUCGCGUGCAACGCCCCUGGAGCCGUGGUCUUUGUCAUGAAAGAAAGCGACGAUCAUUUCGACGAAAGCCGCCGACACAUCCUCAUGCAAGCCAUCUGCAAUUCGUUGGCAGUCACUGGCAAAGUUCUCAACUUCCUGCUCUUCUGCCUCUCAUCGGAGCACUUCCGUGCGCUUCUCAAGAAACGUCUUUGCUAUUUAUUUCGCCUACAUCACGACUCAUCGCGGCGUCAAAACAUGAGCACUACCGCAACCAAGACAUUCAGUGUGCCAUUGAAUGAUUUGUGA
This is a messenger RNA of Caenorhabditis briggsae, 1026 nucleotides long. Gene Ontology annotation, molecular function: G protein-coupled receptor activity. The record is from RefSeq and is a predicted model, not a curated record. The coding region runs from base 1 to 1026 and encodes 341 amino acids. Gene Ontology annotation, biological process: G protein-coupled receptor signaling pathway. NCBI's taxonomy places the organism in Eukaryota, Metazoa, Nematoda, Chromadorea, Rhabditida, Rhabditidae. The transcript has 5 exons. Gene Ontology annotation, cellular component: membrane.